This is a messenger RNA of Aquila chrysaetos chrysaetos, 3773 nucleotides long. Its product is annotated as serine/threonine-protein kinase MARK2-like. NCBI's taxonomy places the organism in Eukaryota, Metazoa, Chordata, Aves, Accipitriformes, Accipitridae. Gene Ontology annotation, cellular component: cytoplasm. Gene Ontology annotation, biological process: intracellular signal transduction; protein phosphorylation; microtubule cytoskeleton organization. The record is from RefSeq and is a predicted model, not a curated record. Gene Ontology annotation, molecular function: tau-protein kinase activity; ATP binding; protein serine/threonine kinase activity.
GUGUCGGGUGUUUCCGGCGCGGCGGCGGAAAUGGCCGAGGGCCGGCGGUGGCGGCCAUGUUGGGAGCCGCUGGGUGCUGAAGAGGCGCGAGUGUGAGGCGGCAGCGGCCGGGCAGACUCGCCGCCCGCUCCCCUCUCCCCCCCUUCUCCUCUCCCGUCCCCCUCCCCGGCCUCCCCCAUGCCGGUGGCCUGGCCUCCCCCCGCUCCCUGAGCGUGGCCCGGGGUUCCCCUCUCCCCCACCUCCCCUUCCCCCUCCCCGCACACCGCCUGCCGCGGCUUCCCCCUAUCGCGAUAGUCGCCGGCGGCGGGGGGGGGGGGCCGCCAUGUCGAGCAGCGGUCGUAGCCCUCUGCCUACCGUCAACGAGAGAGACGCGGAGCAGCCGGGUCCCGUGGAGGGGAAGGGUGGCGGGAAGGCCAACAUGCUGCGAGGCCGGAAUUCGGCCACCUCCGCCGACGAGCAGCCCCACAUCGGCAACUACCGCCUGCUGCGCACCAUCGGCAAGGGCAACUUCGCCAAGGUCAAGCUGGCCCGGCAUGUCCUGACCGGCAAGGAGGUCGCCGUGAAAAUCAUUGACAAGACACAGCUCAACUCCUCCAGCCUGCAGAAGCUCUUCCGGGAAGUGCGAAUAAUGAAGGUCCUGAACCACCCCAACAUAGUGAAGCUUUUCGAGGUGAUUGAGACGGAGAAGACGCUUUACCUCGUCAUGGAGUAUGCCAGUGGGGGUGAGGUUUUCGACUACCUGGUGGCCCACGGGCGCAUGAAGGAGAAGGAGGCCAGGGCGAAGUUUCGACAGAUAGUGUCGGCCGUGCAGUACUGCCACCAGAAGUUCAUUGUCCACAGGGACUUGAAGGCGGAGAACCUACUGCUGGACGCCGACAUGAACAUCAAAAUCGCCGAUUUCGGCUUCAGCAACGAAUUCACCUUCGGGAACAAACUGGACACGUUUUGCGGGUCCCCCCCCUACGCGGCCCCCGAGCUCUUCCAGGGAAAGAAGUACGACGGCCCCGAGGUCGACAUCUGGAGCCUGGGCGUCAUCCUCUACACCCUGGUCAGCGGCUCCUUGCCCUUCGAUGGGCAAAAUCUUAAGGAGCUGCGGGAGCGGGUGCUGCGGGGCAAGUACCGGGUGCCCUUUUACAUGUCGACCGACUGUGAGAACCUGCUGAAGAAGUUUCUCAUCCUUAAUCCUACCAAGAGGGGCACCUUGGAGCAAAUCAUGAAGGACCGCUGGAUGAAUGUGGGCCACGAGGACGAUGAGCUGAAGCCCUACAUGGAGCCUGUGCCAGACUACAAGGACCCUCGGAGGACAGAGCUGAUGGUGUCCAUGGGGUACACGCGGGAGGAGAUCCAGGAGUCACUGGUAGGGCAAAAGUACAACGAGGUGAUGGCGACCUACCUGCUGCUGGACCACAAGAGCUCGGAGCUGGAGGAGAGCCUGGCGCUGAAGCCGCGGGCGGCCCCCGACCUGGCCAACAGCUCGGGCCCCUCCCCGGCACACAAGGUCCAGCGCAGCGUCUCCGCCAACCCCAAGCGCCGCGUCAGCGACCAGGCCGGCCUUUCCAUCCCCACCUCGGCCUCCUACUCCAAGAAGACGCAGGCGGCCAACGCCGAGAACAAGCGAGGAGGAGGAGGAGGGGAGGAAGAGGGGGGGCGGCGGGCGGGCAGCACCGCCAAGGUGCCCCCCAGCCCCCUGCCCGGCCUGGAGCGAGCCAAGGGCACCCCCUCACCCUCCACGAACAGUGUCCUCUCCACCGGCACCACGCGGAGCCGUAACUCCCCGCUGCUGGACCGGGCCAGCCUGGGCCAGAGCUCCCUGCAGAACGGCAAGGACAGCCUGCCCACGCCGGGCUGCCGGCCCUCACCCGCUGCUCCCCCGGCCCCUGGGGCCCCCCCGCGGUCCCGGCAGCACCCGAAACCCACCGCCACCCCCGCCGAUGCCAACUGCGAGGCCACCCGGCCCAGCGGGGCACCCAGCCGGGUACCGGCAGCUUCUCCUUCAGCCCACAACGUCAGCCAAGGUCCCGGGGAACGACCCAGCUUCCCCCGGGGGGUCUCCAGCCGCAGCACCUUCCACGCCGGGCAGCUGCGACAGACGCGCGACCAGACCCCCCUGCCCUACGCGUUGCCCCCCGGUCUGCCCCCCGCCUCCCCCUCCGGUGCCAGUCAGGGUCGUCGCGGUCCCUCCGCCAGCCUCUUCAGCAAGUUCACCUCCAAAUUCGUCCGGAGAAAUCUGUCUUUCAGGUUUGCCAGAAGGAACCCGCACGAGCCCGAGAGCAAGGACCGAGUGGAGACACUGAGACCGGCGGUAGGUCCCGAAAAAGAAACCCGCGAAGCCGGCGCUCGAGAAGCCAAACCUCGUUCUUUACGUUUUACCUGGAGCAUGAAAACGACGAGUUCCCUGGAACCGGGCGAAAUGUUACGGGAAAUCCGGAAAGUUCUGGACGCCAACAGUUGUCGGUGCGAACCCCAGGAACGGUUCGUCCUCCUCUGCGCCCACGGAGCUCCCGGGCACGAUUCCUUCGUCCAGUGGGAAAUGGAAGUUUGCAAACUUCCCCGUCUUUCCCUCAACGGCGUCCGCUUCAAACGCAUCGCCGGGACCUCCAUGGCCUUCAAGAACAUCGCCUCCAAGGUGGCCAACGAGCUCAAGCUCUGAGCGGGGACGGCGGAGGGGGGGGGGGGGGACAACAACAACAACGGUGUCACCUCUGUCACCUCCCCCCACCCACCAACCCCCUUCUCCUGCUUUGGGGGAGCGGAGGCGAUGGAUUGAGGCGGGGGGGGGGAUUGCGUGUCUGGGAUCGGAUGGACCUGGGACAUCGGGGGGGAUGUUCUUGAGGGGGCUGCGUGGGGACGUUCUGGAUGGACGGGGGACCUGCAGGGACGUGCUGGGUGGGCCAGGACCUCAUGGGGACGGGCACAUCCUGGAUGGAUGGGACAUCCUUGGUGGCCCUGGGACCACUGGGGAUGUUCUGCGUGGUCCUGGGCCUCACAGGGACGUGGCGGAUGGCCCAGGGACCUGGGGGGACAUUUUGGCUGGGGGGGGGACGACAACACACAUGUUCUGGGUGGCCUGGGAUGUCUUGGAUGGCCUUGGGGACAUCCUGGGUGGCCCUGGGCCAGGUGGGGAUGUUCCGGUGGUCCCAGGUGGGAUAUCCCGGAUGGACCAGGAAUGUCCCCGAGCCUUGGGGGGGGGGGGGGAACGACACACACGUGGGGACAGUCCAGGGCCUUUCUGUCCCCAUGGGGACGGCCCAGAGCCUUACGGGGACCCCCCGGGGACCCCCGGUGGCCUUAGGGGACGUGGGGACAGCCUGAUGAUGUCACAGGACCUGCCCCAUGACCUUGGGGGACAUCACAGGUGUCCCGCCCCCCCCCCCCCAACCCUUGGGACAUGGGGAUGUCCCCUUCCUCUCCCCCCCCCCCCUCACUCAGGAAGGCCCCCCCGGGGGGGGAGGGGUUCUGCUGCUGCCGGGGGGAGGGGCCGCCCCCUUUGACCUGCUGUAGCCCCGCCCCCGGGGGCACCCGCAUGCCUGGGUCCCCCCGGGGGGGGAGGGGCUGCACCUGCCCUUUACAUACCUCGGGGGGGUGUCCCCAGCCCCUCCCCCCCCCGCCCGGGCACUGUCACCCCUUGCGGGGGGGUGGGGGGGGGCGGGGGCACCCAGGGGUGCUGCUGCCCGGGGGGGAGGGGCAGCGCCGCUGGCCCCGCCCCCAGCCCCACCCACCCCCCCGGCCAGCGCCGCUGUGGAUUUUCCAGGUUCUAGAUUAAAAACUUUCCA